This is a messenger RNA of Salvia splendens (bonfire salvia), 990 nucleotides long. RefSeq lists its product as uncharacterized. The transcript is spliced from 2 exons. The record is from RefSeq and is a predicted model, not a curated record. Gene Ontology annotation, molecular function: double-stranded DNA binding. Lineage: Eukaryota; Viridiplantae; Streptophyta; Magnoliopsida; Lamiales; Lamiaceae. Gene Ontology annotation, biological process: regulation of DNA-templated transcription. The coding region runs from base 1 to 990 and encodes 329 amino acids.
AUGGCGGCGGUGAAAACGACUGCGAUUUUCGCCGUUUGGUCACACGAUAUGUCAGUUUCUCUGAGUGAUGAUGAAUUGCUGUUGCAUAAUUAUUAUGUGUUGUGUAACUAUGGAAUUGAGAAGAGUAGGAUUGGGAAGAUUUACAUGGAGGCCAAGGAAGUUUUCAGUUAUGAUGAUGGGGUUUUGCAGUUAAAAAUCAAAUCUUUUGAGAAUUGGGGGUUGAGACAGUCUCUUGUUGUUGAGAUUAUUUCUUGCAGCCCCCAUCUCUUGAUUGGUGGUGAUAAUCAAGAAUUUCAUGAUUUCUUGGAAGAAAUUGAGAAAUUAGGGCUUGAUUUGGGCAGGCUUGAGAAGCAUGUAAGGGGGUGUGAUUAUUUUGAUUGGAAAUGUAUGCUUGAGGUGAUGUGUUUAUUAGGUGAGUUGGGGUUGAGAGAUGAGCAAAUAGGGCAAGUGAUCAAGAGCCAUCCUGGUCUUCUGCUCGAGUGCUCUGGCCGUUGCACCUUGUGCUUAUUUGGUCUCUUGUUGAAGUUUGGAACGACACCGAGUGGUGCGCAAGCAGUUUUCCAUCACUUCCCGAGAGUAUCGGUCGCGGGCUUCACCAGAAACUUGCUUCGGAGCUAUCAGUUUCUAGCUGGGAUAAACAUGCCUUUUCGUGAUAUAGUUAGGAUGUUUAGUCUGUAUCCGCUACUUCUAGGAACGUGCCAGCUCAAAAAGGUCGGUAGCUUAGUCCAUCUAUUGAACUCUAGAGUAAGCCGGAUUUGCAAGAUGGUGGAGGAGGACCCUUAUGUAUUAAGGAAAUUGAUAUGUGGAGUGAGAGUUGAACGGCUGCAGCAGCCAAGCCAGGCUGCCAGAGGGAGAAGGGUGAAGGCUAGGUUUCUUGAAACACUCGGCUUUGUUGAGAAAUCGUGUGAAAUGGAGAGGAUUCUUAGGAUGUUGAUGGGGAAGGGAGAAGAGCUACAAGAGAGGUUUGAUUGUAUAGUGAUAGUGGAUUGA